CCAUCUGCUCGAUAUUUACUCGCCAAUCGAUUUUCAGUGUAUGCUUGUUGAUGUCAUGGUCAUAUAUUGCUGCUACAACUUCUACUGCUUCUUCCGUACCUUCGCAUUCUCCCACUUGAGCCUCACGUACUCCAAUUCAUGAUUGGACUGGCUUCACCAUGACUAUCCUGAACGACCAUCCCAUUCUCGUGGCCGUGGUGGUGCUAUUGUUCUCCUAUGUCGUAAGAGUAAUCUACAACACCGUCCAGAUGCGCAGGUUUAUGCGGGACAAGCCCGGUCCUCCUCAUCACCCAAUCUUCGGCCAUCUACAAGCCAUGGGCGAGAUCUCCCAGGCUCUGCCUAAAAGGGUACAUCCCCAUGUCUUUGCAUAUCACCUCCAAAAGAAAUACAACCUCGGCCAGGUGUUCUAUCUUGAUCUAACACCUGUUUCUGAUGCCAUGAUCAUCAAUCUUAGCCCAGAGGCUGGACAAGACAUUGCGCAGAACAGUGGCUUGCACAAACAUCCAAAAGUCGGGAAAUUUCUUGAUCCCCUGCUAGGAGAGGGAAAUAUGGUUACCAGCGACGGCGCCCAAUGGAAGAAGUGGAGGAGUGUGUUCAAUCCAGGCUUCGCGCUACAACAUCUCAUGACGCAGGUCCCUCUGAUCGUAGAUUGCACGAACAUUUAUGUCCAAAACCUCGAGAAGCAGGUGGUCAAGGGCGAGGUUUUCCGCUUGGAAGAUGAAGCGACAAAAGUAACCAUCGACAUCAUCGGCAAGGUGGUCUGCGACUUUGAGUUCAAAACACUCACCGCCGAUAGUCUGUUCUUGGAUUAUAUGAGGAAAGCCCUCUCAUGGAUGCCCGAUACACAGUCCUUCAAUCCCUUCCACAUCUACAAUCCCAUUCGUCCGCUCAUGUUGAGAUACUACAAAUGGCGUUUGGACCAAUUUAUCGGUAGCAUCCUCGACGAGCGUUUCUCCACCCGCAGCACCAGCGAGCCCAAGACCCGUAGGAAGGCCGGAAUCGAUCUCGCCCUGGAGAGCUGGUUCAAGGAGAAUGCGGGGCAAGACGUCGACUCCAAGACAGCGACCAUGGACCCUGAAUUCCGCAAGUAUGCCAUCAACCAGCUGAACACGCUUGUCUUUGCAGGCCAUGACACUACUGCGUCAACAAUAUGCUACGCCUACUACCUCCUUGGCAAGAACCCCUCCGCUCUAUUCAAGAUCCGAGCCGAGCUAGACAGCAUCUUCGGACCCGGUGUGAAUGCGAGCUCGCAGCUCGUAUCCGACCCGUACCUCAUCAACAAAUGUGAAUAUGUUUUGGCCACCGUCAAAGAAACCCUCCGCAUGUUCGGCCCUGCCUCAACAGCUCGCAUAGGCCGUAGGGAUUACUUCAUUCGAGACCCAGACACGGGGACAAUGUUUCCCACGGACGAUCUUCUCGUCUGGACCCCUUCGUCCUCCAUGGGCCGCUUACCCAACCUCUGGCCAGAGCCAGAUAAGUUCAAUCCCGACCGUUUUAUGCCUGAUAAUGCGGACAAGGUUGUACCAAACGCCUGGCGACCCUUCGAAAAGGGGCCGCGCAACUGUAUCGGCCAGGAGCUUGCCAUGCUGGAAUUGAAGAUCAUGCUUGCGCUUACGAUUCGCGAAUUCGACAUCUGUGGCGCAUUCGAUGAACUGAAGGAAUUGGAGGACGAUGGAAGUCUCUGGACAAAAGAUAGCUCUUUUCAGACGGGCCCGCAACAAUGUUAUGGGGAUCCUGCGUAUCAGGUCCUACUUGCGGCUGCUAAACCUCGGGAGGGCAUGCCAGUCAGGAUCACGAAGAGAGCGAUGAGGUGAGUUGGACGAAUUGCAGGCUACCAAGGCAUGGGAAUAACAUUUUGCAGAAAGGACAAUUGAGGCACAUCUCGAUUUUCUGCAGUUUAGUUUACUCUCCAGUCAUGGUCACAGCUUUGGCCGUAGGCAAUUUGGAGCAAUCUCUAGUUUUCACUGCUUAGCAUAGCCUGCUGCGUGGCUACCGCAAUCGAGUGGGAGGCUGUUGCGAUAACUGUCGAAGGCCGUCAGUCUGAUAAUCCCAAGCGGCUUUACCUCAGGUGGGAUGGGUUAGGUUAUGCAUCCAGUCACUCUAAACAACAUGUUGAUUCCACAUAUGGUCCACUACCAACAGUUCCCAUUGCCACUACCCGAGGUCUUCCCUCUCUUCCU
Messenger RNA from Aaosphaeria arxii CBS 175.79, 2180 nucleotides. RefSeq names its product cytochrome P450. Gene Ontology annotation, molecular function: iron ion binding; monooxygenase activity; heme binding. The transcript is spliced from 5 exons. Lineage: Eukaryota; Fungi; Ascomycota; Dothideomycetes; Pleosporales. The record is from RefSeq and is a predicted model, not a curated record. Bases 159 to 1814 code for a protein of 551 amino acids.